Molecule: messenger RNA, 879 nt
Organism: Aspergillus ochraceoroseus IBT 24754
Lineage: Eukaryota; Fungi; Ascomycota; Eurotiomycetes; Eurotiales; Aspergillaceae
Product: glutathione S-transferase family protein
Exons: 2
Coding region: 26-703 (225 amino acids)
Source: RefSeq, a predicted model, not a curated record
CCCUUGGCAGUCGUAUCCGCAAAAGAUGAACGUCUUCGAUGAGCGAUCAGGGCAGAUUGCCCUAUAUAGCUCUCCAGCGUCAAACGACGGGGCCAGCAUUGCGAUGCUCCUAGAGUUCCUAUGGUACGCACGAGAAACAUCCCCAUCGCGAAUUUUGUCUCUAUUCUACUACUACAUCAUUAGUCUUCCGCACUGCGUCCACCUGGUGAACCACCCGGGAGAAAUCCAUGACAUGGACGCCAGAAAAGCGACCUCCCUCCCCCUCAUCACGGACGUCACCGGCAUGGGCACCAAACACAUCAUCCAGCACGAGGCCAUCACUCGAUACCUUCUCAGCACCUAUGACACCAGCCACAAAUUCUCCUACCCGCAGGACGCAAAGGAGUGCGACGAAAUCAACACCUGGCUUUCUUUCCUUUCCCAGACCAUCCACCCCCCCGAGAUGCCCGAGGACACUCCCUUCGCGCGAAGGGCCCUGACGCUGUACCUCCACCUGGAGCAGCAUCUGCAGCAACAGCCGUCUCCCUAUCUAGUUGGGAAGAAGUAUACGCUCGCCGAUUUCGCGAUUUUCCCGUACGCUGCCGCCGCCAGCUCCGUUGGACUGGACCUGGAACGAUUCCCUGAAGUUACAACGUGGUAUAAUCGGCUGGUAGAGCAGAAUGAAGUGCAGAAGGGGAUGAAGGCUGUUCAUUUGAAGAUCUAAUUCCAGAGUCGUCUUUUUUGCUGUGAUAACUGCCGUUUGGCUAUCAGGGAUAAGAUAUAAUAUACCGCCAUUGAUAUAUGUAAUUUCCAACCGCAGCUCCUAUAUAAAAGCCGUUCAGCAUCUAUCUGAGAAGAAAUCAGUUGGAGGACAGAAACUAAUCCAGUUCUACAUAGCAG